GGCUUCCCCGCCGACGCUUCCCGGCGGCGCCCGCGCGCGAGGGAAGGGCGGGGCAGGCGGCGGCUCGUGCGUCCGGGCGGCGGCUCCGCCUCCUGCCGCCGGGGACUGGCGGCGCCGCGGCGGGGUCUGUGAAAAACCUAGACUGCCAAAAUGAAUAAAGAUGCCCAGAUGAGAGCAACCAUUAACCAAAAGCUAAUAGAAACAGGAGAGCGAGAACGCCUUAAAGAGUUGCUGAGAGCCAAAUUAAUUGAAUGCGGCUGGAAGGAUCAGUUGAAGGCACAUUGCAAAGAUGUCAUUAAAGAAAAAGGAUUAGAGCACGUUACUGUUGAUGAUUUGGUGGCAGAAAUCACUCCUAAAGGCAGAGCCUUGGUACCAGACAGUGUAAAGAAGGAACUCUUGCAAAGAAUCAGAACCUUCCUUGCCCAGCAUGCCAGUCUUUAACUUCGACAUUCAUCUGGGAUACUGUGUUUCUGUUUCUGUAUUAUGUCAAUCAUGUCAGGAUUUGAAUGCAGUUUACAUACUUAAGGAUGGAAAAUCUUUUUUUUUUUUUUUUUUUGUAUGAUGAGUUGAAGUUUCUUUACACUGCAUCGAUUUCUUAAACUUGGUGUUAUUUUAAUAAAAAAUAUUGUGGA
Messenger RNA from Aquila chrysaetos chrysaetos, 632 nucleotides. It is a transcript of the gene ENY2, whose product is annotated as ENY2 transcription and export complex 2 subunit. Lineage: Eukaryota; Metazoa; Chordata; Aves; Accipitriformes; Accipitridae. Gene Ontology annotation, cellular component: DUBm complex; SAGA complex; nuclear pore. The record is from RefSeq and is a predicted model, not a curated record. Gene Ontology annotation, molecular function: chromatin binding; transcription coactivator activity. Bases 151 to 441 code for a protein of 96 amino acids. Gene Ontology annotation, biological process: regulation of transcription by RNA polymerase II; poly(A)+ mRNA export from nucleus; positive regulation of DNA-templated transcription. The transcript is spliced from 5 exons.